This is a messenger RNA of Thyridium curvatum, 4350 nucleotides long. RefSeq lists its product as uncharacterized. The transcript is spliced from 3 exons. Bases 1 to 4350 code for a protein of 1449 amino acids. Gene Ontology annotation, biological process: positive regulation of transcription by RNA polymerase II. The record is from RefSeq and is a predicted model, not a curated record. Gene Ontology annotation, molecular function: histone binding; DNA binding; ATP-dependent chromatin remodeler activity. Gene Ontology annotation, cellular component: nucleus. NCBI's taxonomy places the organism in Eukaryota, Fungi, Ascomycota, Sordariomycetes, Thyridiales, Thyridiaceae.
AUGGCUACCGUCCAGGCGCCCCCGGCCGUCCAGCACUCGGGCUCGGCCAUGCCUGCUGGUAUGACCCAACAACAGGUUCAGGAAAUCUUCCAGAAAUACCGUCAAAUGCAAAGCCAGGGAGUCUCUGAGACCGACCCCGAGUUCAUCAAGACGCGCCAGUUCCUGGCGAAUCUGCAAGCCCAGCAACAGUUCAGGAGACAGCAGCAGCAGCAGCAGAAUGCUCUCAUGCAGCAGCAGCAGCAGCAGCAGCAGCAACAGCAGCAACAGAUGCAGCAAACCGCCAACGGUGCUGUCAAUGGCACUCCAUCGUCAGAAACCACGGCGCAGCCGACGGCUCCGGCGACGCAACUCCCAUCGUCCUCGAGCCUCAACACAUCGGCUCUCCCCGCUUCUUCGAGCGCACCAGCGAAUGCUGCGAGUGCCUCCCCUUCUACUGGCUCGAGCGCCACUCAGUUCACGCCACAACAACUUAGCCUCCUGAGACAGCAGAUCCAUGCCUUCAAGCUUCUUGGUAAGAAUGUCGGCGUGCCUGUCCAAAUGCAACAGGCCAUCUUCGCGCAGCGACAGCGACGGCAGGCUGCAGCGGCUGAGCAAGCAGCUCGUGCCUCGGCCACCCCUACCGCCCAAGCUACUCCGGCUCUGGACGGCAUGAAGCCUGGGCAGCCUCCUCUUGAGGGUGCAGGGGAAGAGCCUCGCAAGAUACGAACUUUCAAGAAUGUCCAGUCUCCCUAUGAUGGCAGCUUAGUGCGCAAGACGCUCAAUUAUCUCGACCAUUCCAACCGAAGGAAUCGCUUCGUCAUCCCCGGAGUCUUCCCAACCGGUAUUGAUUUUGAGCAGCUGCGGACUGAGCGUGAGAAGAUCGUCUUCAAUAGGAUGAGUGCGCGGUAUGCAGAGCUGAAGUCUCUGCCUGGCAACCUUGCUCAUUGGGAUGCUUCCCAGGACGACUUGUCCACAGAUGAUACCCUGAGGCGCCGUGCGAUUAUUGAGAUGAAGUCGCUCGCCCUUUACUCCAAGCAGCGCGCUCUCCGCGACAAGAUUGGGCGGCAGAUGAUGCAUUACGACAACCUCGCCAUGACGACUAACAGGAGCAUGUACCGCCGCAUGAAGAAGCAGAACGUCCGCGAGGCACGUAUCACUGAGAAGCUCGAGAAACAGCAACGUGACGCUCGUGAGCAUCGCGAGAAGAAGAAGCAUUCCGACUUUCUGCGUGCGGUGGAGAGCCAUCGCGCUGAAAUCCUCACCUCGGCCGUCAACCAGCGCAACAAGAUGCAGAAGCUUGGUCGCCUCAUGUAUCACCAGCAUUUCAACAUUGAGAAAGAAGAGCAGAAGCGUAUUGAGCGCACAGCGAAGCAACGUCUGCAAGCCCUCAAAGCCAACGAUGAGGAGGCUUAUCUCAAGUUGCUCGACCAAGCCAAAGAUACACGUAUCACACAUCUUCUCCGGCAGACGGACGGAUUCUUGCACCAACUUGCCUCGUCCGUCAAGGCACAGCAGCGGCAGGCAGCUGAGCGCUACGGCAACGAGCCCAGUCUUCCAGAGGAAGAGGACAGCGAAGUCGACGAGGACGAUGAAGACAGCGCGCGAAAGAUUGACUACUAUGCUGUCGCUCAUCGGAUCAAGGAGGAGGUUACUGGCCAAGCAAACAUCCUCGUUGGCGGUCAACUCAAAGAGUACCAAAUCAAGGGCCUUCAGUGGAUGUUGUCUCUCUACAACAACAACCUCAAUGGUAUCCUUGCUGAUGAAAUGGGUCUCGGAAAGACCAUCCAGACCAUCAGUUUGGUUACGUACCUGAUUGAGCGGAAGCUGCAGCAGGGUCCUUACCUGGUCAUUGUGCCUCUCAGUACGCUUACCAACUGGAAUCUGGAGUUCGAGAAGUGGGCACCAUCGGUUAGCCGUAUCGUCUACAAGGGACCUCCGAAUGCCCGCAAGCAGCAACAGGAGAAGAUCCGGCAAGGCAAAUUCCAAGUCCUUCUGACCACUUACGAAUACAUUAUCAAGGAUCGACCAAUCUUGAGCAAGAUCAAGUGGUUCCACAUGAUCAUCGAUGAAGGCCAUCGUAUGAAGAACUCGAACUCAAAGCUCAGCGCCACCAUCCAGCAAUACUACAGCACGCGUUUCCGCCUCAUUCUCACCGGUACUCCUCUCCAGAACAACCUAGCUGAGCUGUGGUCUAUGCUCAAUUUCGUCCUGCCCAACAUUUUCAAGUCCUCCACGACUUUCGACGAAUGGUUCAACACUCCCUUCGCAAACACCGGCGGACAGGACAAGAUGGAGCUCACCGAAGAGGAACAGAUUCUGGUCAUUCGUCGCCUGCACAAGGUGUUGCGGCCCUUCUUGUUGCGUCGUCUCAAGAAGGAUGUCGAAAAGGAUCUUCCAGACAAGACAGAGAAGGUCAUCAAGUGCAAGUUCUCAGCGCUGCAGUCCCGUCUGUACAAGCAGAUGGUCACACACAACAAGCUCAUUGUGAGCGACGGCAAGGGUGGCAAGACUGGAGCUCGCGGUCUCAGCAACAUGAUCAUGCAGCUCCGAAAGCUUUGCAAUCAUCCCUUCGUUUUCGACGAAGUCGAGAAUCAGAUGAACCCGCAGAGCAUCAGCAACGACGUUCUCUGGAGAACUGCUGGCAAAUUCGAGUUGCUUGAUCGAAUCAUCCCCAAGUACCAAGCUACUGGCCAUCGUGUCCUCAUGUUCUUCCAGAUGACUGCCAUUAUGGACAUCAUGGAGGAUUUCCUUCGCUACCGUCACAUCCAGUAUCUCCGCCUGGACGGUACCACCAAGUCUGAAGACCGGUCUGACCUUCUGCGGGACUUCAACCGCCCGGAUUCCCCAUACUUCAUGUUCUUGCUGUCCACUCGUGCUGGUGGUCUGGGUCUGAACCUGCAAACUGCAGAUACCGUCAUCAUUUAUGAUUCGGACUGGAACCCCCAUCAGGAUCUGCAGGCCCAAGAUCGUGCCCAUCGUAUCGGACAGAAGAACGAAGUCCGUAUUCUACGGCUGAUCAGCUCCAACUCUGUCGAAGAAAAGAUCUUGGAGAGGGCCCGGUACAAGCUCGACAUGGAUGGCAAGGUUAUUCAGGCAGGUCGUUUCGACAACAAGUCAUCCGAGACUGAUCGUGACGCCAUGCUUCGGACGCUCCUGGAGACUGCCGACAUGGCAGACUCGGGCGAGCAAGAGGAGAUGGACGACGAAGAGCUCAAUAUGAUUCUCGCUCGAAAUGACGACGAGGUCACCGUCUUCCAAGAGAUCGAUGAGCGGAGGUCCAAAGACCCGACGUACGGUACUGCAGCAGGUUGCAGCGCAAAGUCACGCCUCAUGACCGAGGACGAGCUGCCUGAGAUCUAUCUGUCUGAUGGGAAUCCCGUCGAGGAGGAGACUGAAACCAUUCUUGGACGUGGCGCGCGUGAGCGGACUAAAGUUCGCUACGACGACGGCCUUACCGAAGAGCAGUGGCUCAUGGCAGUGGACGAUGAUGAAGAUUCCCCCGAAGCUGCUGCUGCUCGCAAGCAAGCCCGCAAGGAUAAGCGUGAGGCCAAUCGUCUGAAGCGCUUGAACGCUGGAGAGCCCUCAGUUGAAGGGUCGCCUGUCGCUAGUCGCGCAAGCACCGAAGAACAGGAGACUCCCGUCAAGAAGCGCGGCCGUAAGCCGGGCAGUAAAAACGAGAAGCGCAAGGCCGAAGAGGGCGAGGACGAGCCGCCUGCGAAGAAACGCCGCGGACCUCAGGGGCGUCCCAAGGCGGUCGCACUUACCAACGGAGCGGACAGUAAGCUUUCAGAGGCCCAGCGCAAGCUCUUAACCGAGAGCAUGCGCCGGCUGUUCGAUGGUCUCAUGAACCUGGAGGUUGAUGACCCAGAGCCUGAAGAGAAGGAUCCCGACGACAAGGACGACGACGACGAGCCUGCCAAGCGUCUCAUUAUCGGCCCGUUCGUCAAGCUGCCUUCGAAACGUGACUACGGCGACUACUAUCUUAUCAUCCAGCGGCCUAUCUGCAUGAACCACAUCUCCGCCAAGAUCAAGAAGAAUGAGUACAGCCGCCUCAGCGAUAUGCAGAAGGACAUCAAGCUUCUCUGCAACAAUUGCCGGACAUACAACGACGAUGGCAGCCUUCUCUACUCCGACGCUAACUUUAUGGAGCAAUUCUUUGACCAGAAACUCAAGGAGGAGCUUGCGGCGCACCCCGAACUCCAGGAGCUCGAGGAGCCUGCCCCAAAGGAGGAGUCGGUUGCUCCCACUACGAAUACCGGGACACCCCAACCCCCUUCAAAUGGGCUGCCCAAGAUCAAGCUUGUCUCGAACGGUAGCUCGGCACAGAUCAACGGGGGUGCCAGUAGUAAUGUCCAGAGUGAUGAGGAUUGA